Messenger RNA from Osmerus eperlanus (European smelt), 1349 nucleotides. It is a transcript of the gene baxb, whose product is annotated as BCL2 associated X, apoptosis regulator b. The transcript is spliced from 6 exons. Gene Ontology annotation, cellular component: mitochondrial outer membrane. Gene Ontology annotation, molecular function: protein heterodimerization activity; channel activity; protein homodimerization activity. Bases 323 to 937 code for a protein of 204 amino acids. Gene Ontology annotation, biological process: extrinsic apoptotic signaling pathway in absence of ligand; release of cytochrome c from mitochondria; positive regulation of apoptotic process. NCBI's taxonomy places the organism in Eukaryota, Metazoa, Chordata, Actinopteri, Osmeriformes, Osmeridae. The record is from RefSeq and is a predicted model, not a curated record.
CGCCAAAUGCGCCGCCCUAAAGUGAAGAAGGCAAUAUAAUAGUUAUACUCGUGUAAAACUACAUUAGUUACAAAACUAGGAAGCACCCGGUUUAGCUGUCUAUUCUUCAAGAUUUUACAUAUUUUACUAAAUUGAGAUACCGAAGAUGCUUUGAUUGAAUAGAACACGGACGGGCAUAGUUAAAUACACUUUUCUCAAGUUCAUCUGCGCUCAUUAGUCUAGCUUGCGGGUCUUUUAGUACCAGUCAUUUACAUUUAGUCAUUUACGGUACAGUAACGUUAGCUAUACUUUAGGUAGCUACAGGCUUCUGUCUGGGUUCUCAAUGGCUUGUGAAAGGACGUCGGAUGAACGAAUAGGAGAGUUCGUGAUAAAAAAGGUGUUUCAGGAACAGUUAAAGGAAGUCUCUUUAGAAGAAGCAGUGCCCCUUUCACUAUCAGAGACACCAGAAGUAAAGAAUGAGGAGGAGCAGAAGAUGGUUGUCCAGCUGGCAACAAUGGUCCGGAUCAUUGGUGACAAGGUCAAGGACGACCAAGAGUUGAUAGAUGCCAUAGAUGGUUUGGUGGCCUCAGGAAAAGAGUCCAACCAGAGAAACUACUGGCAGAUGGUGAAGCUGGUGUUUGAAGAUGGUCAAAUCACUUGGGAGAGGAUUGCUGUGCUGUUCUAUGUGGCAGGGAGGAUGGCUGUGAAGAUGGUGGAGGCUAAUCUCUCUCCAUUAGUGUUAGACAUCCUGAAAUGGACAGUGGAUUACUUCAGGAGCAAACUGCUGAGUUGGGUAAAACAGCAUGGAGGAUGGAUCAACAGUUUCUCAGAGCUGGCUCGUUGUCAGAUGGAGAGGAUGUCAUCCAUGACCACAAAAUCUCAUGGAUUCCUCCUCAUUUUUCUUGUGGGCAUUGCAGUGGGCAGUUUAAUCACCUGGACAGUAGAAAAAAGAACUUGAAGCACAUGCUGUAUGCACAACCCUCAUUUAUGUUACGCACUUAAAACCACAGCACAAGUAAUGUAUCUCAGGAUGAACUAUGUACAGUAAACAUGAUUUGCUGUGACCAUUGUCCAUUAACACAUGCCAUAAAUUACACCAGGGAACUCAUUUUUAAGUGAAUACAAGUGUGCUAGGCAGACCUUAUUUUCAUAAAUGUUCUAUUUGAAACAAUUGUUGUUUCUAAGCAGGUAAUGUGGCUGUGUAAGUAAUGCAUUAAUUUAUUUUCAUUGAAGGAGAUGUGAUAACCUUGAAUGCAUUUAAAAAUGAACAAUAAUUCAAUACUGUAUUUAGAAAAAGGGAGAUCAUGUGUUAUAAGUGGAGCAGUAGUAAUAUAGUAAUACUUAAAUGAAAUAAAGUUUGCAAGACAAUA